CUGUACACUUCGCCAUUGACGGACCUACGAUCAGGGGAAAGGGUCAGAGAAGUACUUCGACAAGCAGCAGCUGCACGUUUCUCCCGUAUCCAACCCCAACUUGAGCUACCAUUUUUUAACACUUGGCUCAAAGUCUCGUUUUAUUUCCUGUGGAUACUUUCGGUUGACAACCGUGUAUCGGCGUCACUAAGGAAGGUUUUUUUUUUUUUACCCCACAUUCUAGAAGUAACGGGCAGCGAAGAACCUCGGCUAGCGACAGCUAUAACGAGGCUAGCAGGCUAACGUUAGCUAACGCUAGCUAACGUUAGCUAGCGACCUGGCUAGCUGCACGCGAGCUGAGCACUGCUCGGUGGGGCGGCGGGGGGGGCAUCAGCUUGCCUACAGUGUCGUUUGAUGGAUCCAAGAAUCGCCUGGUUUCAACCAGAACAACGUGGACCCGCGAACAACCUGUGGAUGCAGAUUUGGGAGACGACCCAAGGGCUCGGCUACUUACAUGUAAAUAACAGCUACACCACCGGAUCCCAGAGCACGUCGAGCCUGAAGGCGAUCGUCAACGGGGCGUCGGGAGUCGUCCUCGCCGGCAGGAACGGGGCAUUAGACUCAAACACCGGCGGCAUUGAAGCCAGGACUCAGGGCAUGUUGUCCACAAUGGGGGACAGAUCGAUCACGGCACAGCGGGACUUUAUACCACUGGAAAGCAAUAGCAACCACAACAACCGAGCCGGCGGCAGGGGCGGUGUCGUCGGAGGGGGGCAGCAGCAACAGGGCAGCGGGGUCGCUGUGCUUUCGAGGUGGUUGACGGACGGACACCCCAACAAAAGGAAAAGAGACAACAAAGCUAGCACUUUCGGAUUCAAUUCUAGCCUCUUGAACAGUGGCACCAGCUCCAACACUCGAGGCGACGAUGGUUACGCGGGCACGCCGUGGAAAGUCAGGAACUACUCGGAAGGAAUUGUCGGGUUACACGAGGAGGUCAAUGACUUCUAUGAGUACAUCUCCCCACGGCCAGAGGAGGAGAAGAUGAGACUGGAGGUAGUGGACAGAAUCAAGGGAGUCAUCCACGACCUGUGGCCCAGUGCUGAGGUUCAAGUCUUUGGGAGUUUCAGCACUGGUCUUUAUCUGCCAACAAGUGACAUUGACUUGGUUGUGUUUGGGAAGUGGGAGACACUCCCGCUCUGGACGCUGGAAGAGGCUCUCCGGAAGAGGAACGUCGCAGAUGAGAACUCCAUCAAGGUUUUGGACAAAGCCACGGUUCCCAUCAUCAAGCUGACCGACUCCUUCACUGAGGUCAAAGUGGACAUCAGCUUCAAUGUAAAGAGUGGCGUUAAAGCUGCCCGGCUCAUCAAGGAAUUCAAAGAGAAAUACCCUGUGCUGCCUUACCUGGUCCUGGUGCUGAAGCAGUUCCUACUGCAGAGGGACCUCAAUGAGGUUUUUACCGGUGGAAUUGGCUCCUACAGUCUCUUCCUCAUGGCUGUCAGCUUCCUGCAGCUUCACUACCGGGAAGAUGUGUGCAGCCCCAACAUCAACAUCGGCGUUCUGCUCAUUGAAUUCUUCGAGCUCUACGGCCGCCACUUCAACUACCUGAAAACGGGCAUCAGGAUAAAAGACGGAGGCUGCUACGUUGCCAAAGACGACGUUCAUAAGAACAUGAUGGAUGGCUACAGGCCAUCCAUGCUCUACAUCGAGGACCCACUGCAGCCUGAUAACGAUGUUGGUCGGAGUUCAUACGGUGCCAUGCAGGUGAAGCAGGCAUUUGACUACGCCUACGUGGUGCUCAGCCACGCCGUGUCACCCAUCGCCAAGUACUACCCCAAUAACGAGACCGAGAGCAUACUGGGCCGAAUAAUUCGGGUAACACAGGAAGUGGAUGACUACAGGGAAUGGAUCAGAAAGAACUGGGGGAGCCAGUCUCAGAAUGAUCUGCCACUCAACAGAAAUGACGUCACACUGUUUGAGUCCCAGCAGCUCGAUGAGUGCAACAACAACAACGUUCCAGAUGAUGAUGAUGAUGUUGUUGUAGUUCUACCGUCUGCUCCCCGCAGCAAAACCUCCUCCAAUUCCUCCUCUCCAUCACUGCGGUCCUCUCCCUCCUCUUCUCCGCUGUCGCCUUCCUCCACGACCUCAACUUCCAGCUCCAGUGACGUGGACUCUGAUGGCACGCCGUGUAAGACAGCCAAGCAGCAGUCUGGCCGGGGCUCCAGCGCCCACAAAGAAAAGUCUGCCGUCGUCAAUAAUAACCGACCACAGAGCCAGGCAAACAGCACUCCUUCUGCAAGCAACAAGAGUGGAAAGGCCAGGAUGUCUCGUCCUAACCAUAAGAGCGGCCAGCAGAGCUCCUCCUCUACCACCAAAAGCCAUCAGAGCAACAAGCCACACCACCAGGGCAACAGCAAGAAGAGGAAAAAUGCGCGGGACUCUACACAGGAAGACCUCUGCAGAUAGGGGGGGGGACCUCGCCUGCCCCACCCCCCUCCUCUCUGCCGUCUCCCUCUUCCCGUCCUUGUCUGCAACUGACUGACUGUCCUGUCCCACUUCUGCUGCCAGACUCCAGCCUCGGGAGGUUGUUAGAAGUAUUAAAACAUCUACAGAUUCUGUCUCUGAGCUUUUCGGGGUGACAAGCAACAAUUUCGAGCAGAAAAAAAAAAGAAGAAAAAAAAGAAUUGUUAUAGGAAAUGGGGUUUAAUUUCUUGAACUUGAACUGAAAUCACAAUGGACACAAGCUCAUUUGCUUCCCAAUAGCUUCUUUUAUGGAGUGGUGUUCCUUCCUGCAGCCAGCAUCUACACGACAUGCCUCUUGCGCCUCCUGCUGUACAGGAAUAGACAGGUCCGGUGUCUGGAAUCUACUCUGCAGCAAUACCUGGAACCUUCUGCUGGAAAAUGGGAUGAGAAAUGUUAUCCCCCCCAAAAAAAGAAGAAAAAAAGCAAAUGGCUGAAAAUGUACAAAAUCAAAAAUGUCAUGUUGAUCGACAGAAAAACAUGUACACAGAUUUUAUUAAGAUGAUAACUUACAAAUGCAAUCAGUAAGAGUGGGACAUAACUUAUGCAUGGAAAUUUUUUUUGUUGAUUGAUUGUUUUUUUUUUCUUCUGUUGGUUUAAUCUGUUUUGUUAUGUCUCAACAGGUUAUACAAAGAUUUGUACAAAAAAAACGCAUAGGAAAAAAGAAAAAAAAAAACGUUUAAAAAAAAUAGAUUUAAAAAAGUAAAAAGAAAAUGUUUUCAUAUGACCUUUUUACAAGAUAUACCGAUUGAAGACAUGUAAACGUGCACAUCUUGUGCCCUCAGCUUUUUGGCCAAAGCCAAGAGCUAGUUCUGGUCCCAUUGCCAACAUAUAUCAUCAGCAUCUACUUUUACUUCUGAUUGCUCUCUAUGAGUGUGCUACAGUGUUAACAUUUAGCCUUUAGUGAGCCAAUGCUCACAUACAGCCCUAUAGAUGACUGGAGGGAGUCUGAUCUCUCCCAGCUCAAUAGCACAGCCACACCAGUUUAGAGGCUUUAAGAGGUUUAAAUUAAUAAGGAAAGGGGAAGAAGGGGGGGGUGGGGGGGAAUAGUGGUUUUAUCGAGAACAUCCUACACUUGAAAAAGAAAUGUGUUAACAAUACAACUGUGGGUGAUAAUCUGUUCCUUUGGUAAUUUACCCACUGCAAAAAUAAUUUGUAUUUGUUAAAUGUAUUUAUUUUUUUAUUAUAUGAACACAGUAUGGAUAAAUGUAUUAUUAACAUUAGAGCCCAUAUCUUUGAGUCCUAUAUUUGAAGUUGCAUAAUUUGCGGGAAGGGUUAGGUGCAAACAGUUAUUUUCAGGUACAGUAAAAUUACCAACUUUCGUUAUUUCAUUGGAUUGUUUUUUUUGUUUUUUUUGGUUCAGUGACAGUUGAGUGACCAUUUUGCAAGUCCUACAGUGCGAAUUCUGUUUUAAUAUGUGGCUGGUCUACUUACUUUAAAAGGGAGCUGAUUUUUAAAAUUUUGUUUCAUAAUCACAACAACGAACAACAAAUAUGUCAACCCCUCUCUGUCGUUGCAGUACAUCAACUAAUCUGUAGAUGGAGUCAUUGCUUGUAGUCUGAAUCCACAGAGUUUGGGCUUGAAUACUGCAUUUGGAUGUUUCAUCUCUGCGUUAUUAUUUUUGUGAUUGAUAAUAAUUCUGAUAUUUCGACUUGAUGAGCAGCUGAACAUAGUGACACCUGUCGAGUGCUUGCUCGAGGGAGUUACACACCAAAGCACAUCACAAUCCUCUUAUUGCCUCUCGCCCAAAUGUGACAACAAUCACAGUAAAACAACAAAAUAAAGUAGCCAGCAAUAACGACCAUCCUUCAUGAUGAUAUACUAUUACCCCACAAUGACGGCUGCAGCCACAUAAUGACAUGCUGACCUCUGAGCACGCUUAAUAUUCUGUGUUAAGACAGUGAAGCACAUUUUCAUGAGUCCAUGCACCAACUCACGGCCAAUUAUAAUGGACCGCGCAGCGUUGGGAAGAGCGGUUUCUUGCCUCCUCCAUCAGUGUCCCAGUUGCGGUUUAAAUGCAGUAUGUGAGCGCAGGUUUUGUGGUAGACGGACAAGGAGAAAGGUGAAUGAAGUUAGCCGUGCCAUUUGAAUGUCCACUGACCAUCUCUCGUCACUGCAGGGAGGCUUCAAACCUUCCAAAACCCGACUACUCAUCUGAAACGUCGUUUCUCUGCAGCUACUACAAUUCAUGCAAUAAAAAACAGUACAAUUAAA
Cyclopterus lumpus (lumpfish) is the source of this 4710-nucleotide messenger RNA. RefSeq names its product terminal nucleotidyltransferase 4B (gene tent4b). Bases 394 to 2442 code for a protein of 682 amino acids. Lineage: Eukaryota; Metazoa; Chordata; Actinopteri; Perciformes; Cyclopteridae. Gene Ontology annotation, biological process: RNA 3'-end processing. The record is from RefSeq and is a predicted model, not a curated record. Gene Ontology annotation, cellular component: TRAMP complex; nucleolus. Gene Ontology annotation, molecular function: poly(A) RNA polymerase activity; mRNA binding. The transcript is spliced from 12 exons.